Dermacentor silvarum is the source of this 1220-nucleotide messenger RNA. RefSeq lists its product as uncharacterized. The transcript is spliced from 5 exons. Bases 14 to 1087 code for a protein of 357 amino acids. Lineage: Eukaryota; Metazoa; Arthropoda; Arachnida; Ixodida; Ixodidae. The record is from RefSeq and is a predicted model, not a curated record. Gene Ontology annotation, biological process: regulation of transcription by RNA polymerase II. Gene Ontology annotation, cellular component: nucleus; NuA4 histone acetyltransferase complex.
UUGGCGAUCGUUCAUGGAUUCUAUUUCCGAAAAGCCAGCGGAAACUUUGGAUUGGAAUGCCGAUACGGAGGUGCAGUUAUUUCGCGCAAUGAAAGGACAUAAGCCAAUAGGCGUCAACAGGUACUUCCAAAUGGCUUGCAUCCACGAGAAGUUCAGCGCAUCUCUUAACAAGGAUAUCUCAUCACAAAUAAUAUGGGACCGCCUCGACACAUUGUAUGACAUGGCGGCUUUGCACGAGUCUGAGAUUCUCCCAUUUCCAAACCCCGAAAUUGAGUUUGUGCUUCCUGACAAUGAUUUUGGAGACCUUCUAUCCAAGCGUAAGGAAAAAAGUUCAGUUGACAAAGAAUCCAGCAAGAGAGCUUCAUCACCUGCUGCCAGGUCUGGGGCCAAGUCCACUUCAGGAACAACAUCACGUAAGGCUGAUGUGGGCACGCCAAAGCAGAGUGCACCCUCUACCAGCAAGUUUAAGCCAGAGCAUGCACAUGGCAAGGGUAAAAAUGACAGCACUGGACCAAGUCACAAGUCUGGCUGGCUGGAGUCACCAACAUCAAGUAAUACCAAAGCACAGAGAGCUGAUAUCAGCAAUUCAAACCAAGGUACACCAAGAAUUAAAGCCAAAUCAGACACAGAGCUGUCAAAGGCAUCAGAGACAAUGUCCGACAGUAAGCAUCAAGACGGGCUGCGCGACAAGCAAAAGCAGUCCUUCACAAAGGGUUCCAAAGAUGACAGCAAAGCAGAUUCAAAGAAUGGCAAGGCAGAUUUCAAGGCUGAAUCCAAGGGGGAAAGCAAGGAUAAUUCCAGAGGAGAUCGCGAAGGUGGAGGAGGAGCCAAAAGGGACAGCACUUUAGCUGGAACCAAACGGAGUGAACCCUCUAAAGCAAAAGAACUGCCUGGGCACAAAUCUGAAGGGAGAGGUAAAGCAGAUGACGACACCACUCCAGUCAAGGGGUCCAGCAGGCAGGCGAAAGAUGAACCACAGGAGACUGCACCCAAACGCAAACGCACCGCUCGACUCGAUACUCCCAAGACCAACAGCUCGCAAGUCACCAAGUUUAGACGAAGGUGUUCCUGUUGCGACGAAAGCUAAAGAAUGCUGUUUUCAUAGCCAUCAUGUGUGUCUUUGAGGCAUCGGCACCAGUGUAGCAAAUACAUGGGAAGUAAAGUUGAGACUUGAAUAAAGCUGGAGAACCAGUGUGUGCCAAUAAUUAAAGCAUGGUAUU